GUGGAAAGUGCAGAAAAAAGGAAGAGGAUUGUGGAAAGUUUGAAGACUCCUGCUGCAGAUAUGGCCAGUGCUUUAAGGGACAGUUGGCCUGAUGCUACAGUGAAAGGUUAUCUAAAAAUUCUUGAAGACAAACAUGAUAAAUUGCUGAGGAAGAGAGUUUUUCAGAUGAGAACAGAACAAUUUAUCAGGGGAGUGAUUUAUGAUGAACUUGUUGUGACUAACUUGCAUUUAAGGGAGCAGCAGAAGUGUCCUCUUUCUUUCCCAGACCUCUUGAGAAUGGUGAAAGAUGAAGACAACAAAAAUGGUCGAAAGAAAGAUGUCCAGAGCAGCAAUGGUCAGUGCUCACAUGACUGGAGUUGUUUCUACAAACAAGUCUCAAGAAAGCCAACUAGCCAAACAAGUGAAAGAAAUGCAAGUCCAAAUGAAGAAGAUGCAAGUGGCUUUGGAAUCCUUCAAAGGAGCUCUGCCAAGAAAUCCAGCAAAAGCACCAUUUUCCAGAUGAAGCCUACCAGCUUCUUCUCUGCAAAAGAGAAAACUCCCAAGAUGUACCUGUUUUCUCAGACUUUUAACGGAAGAUUUUUUAAUGUAAUGUGCUUUUAUCUGUGAUUUUGCUUUAUAAGUUUUGUGAAUUUUUAUACUGUUGUGUUUUUAAUUUGUACACUGCCUAGAGAUUUUUAUAACAGGCAGUAUAGAAAUAUGAUAAAUAAAUAAUACUAUAAAGUGGUGAUGAAAGCUCUUCAUUAUCACAUGGACACUUGGGGACUGAUAGGAUGCAGGACCUUGCUUGUGCCAGAUUCUACUGGCCUAGGAUAGCCAAAGAUAUAGAACAGUAUUGUAAGAGCAUGCAUUUGAUGCAUUCAAAGAAAGACGCUUCCUGGUUGAACAGCUCUCCUUGUCAAUACAAAAGCACCCUUGGAGUUAGUUUGUAUGGAUUUCCUUAUUCUUGAGAAUGAUGGCAAAAAUAUUGGCAAUAUUCUUGUGAUUACUGGCCACUUUACUCACUACACUCAGGCCUAUCCAACCAAAGACCAAUGUGCCAGCACUAUAGCUAAGAUUGUUUGGGAUAAAUCUUUUGUUCAUUAUGGACCACCCAAAUGAAUUCAUUCUGGUCAAGGAAGGAAGGGACUGAGAGCCUGUUGAUUGGUGAAUUGCUUAGCCUGACUGGGUAUUAGGAAAUCAUGCACUAACCCUUACCAUCCACAAAGGGAUCUUCAGCCUGAGAGAUUUAACAGAACAUUACUUGACAUGCUGGGUAGAAUCCAUCAAAAAGGAGAAAUUGAGCCAACACAUCAGUUACUUUGUGCAUGCUUAUAAUUGUACCAGAAAUGAUGCCAUAGGGCAGGCAUCCCCAAACUGUGGCCCUCCAG
Hemicordylus capensis (graceful crag lizard) is the source of this 1367-nucleotide messenger RNA. RefSeq lists its product as uncharacterized. The annotation marks the transcript as partial. NCBI's taxonomy places the organism in Eukaryota, Metazoa, Chordata, Lepidosauria, Squamata, Cordylidae. The record is from RefSeq and is a predicted model, not a curated record. The transcript has 5 exons.